Molecule: messenger RNA, 1224 nt
Organism: Phragmites australis (common reed)
Lineage: Eukaryota; Viridiplantae; Streptophyta; Magnoliopsida; Poales; Poaceae
Product: chaperonin-like RbcX protein 2, chloroplastic
Exons: 5
Coding region: 263-904 (213 amino acids)
Biological process (GO): ribulose bisphosphate carboxylase complex assembly
Molecular function (GO): protein folding chaperone
Source: RefSeq, a predicted model, not a curated record
GCCCUGGGCCUCAGAAAAUUUGGUUGGUGAGAAUUGCAGCCAAGCCAGCCAGCCACGAGCGCGAAGAAGAAGAAGAGGAGAAAGGGGAGGCGAACCAGCACUACAAGUCUAGCACAACCACCACCUCUCCUCUCCUCUUCUUCUCCUCCCACGUGCCACUUGGUUUUAUACCACACCGCCACUGCCCUGAAGCCGAGGUAGAUCAGGCGGAACAAACACGAGCUGCUGCUGUGUCCAUUGCUCGGGCUAGGAGAAGAGCAGCAUGGCGGGGGUACAGAUGAUGCUGGCGGCCGUGAACGUGGGGGCGGAAGGGAGCAUGGCGGGGCUGAGGAAGAGGCCCGUGGUGGCUUCUUCAGGGCUCAGUACUAGCAUGUUCGCUGGAGACUGGAGGAGGAGGCCUCGUCGGCCGUCGUGCUCGGUGAGGGUCCUCAGGCAGUGCCGGAGCAGCAGGAGCAGGGGGGGACUCGGCAUCGUCUGCAACCUCGGAGGGCAGUACGAGGACAGCUUCGAGGACGUGCAGUUGCAACUGAUGAAUUACUUCACAUACAAAGCUGUGAGGACCGUGCUUACCCAGCUCUACGAGAUGAACCCGCCAAGCUACCGUUGGUUCUACAACUUUGUUGCUGUCAACAAACCUACCGACGGCAAAUUAUUCCUUCGGGCUCUCGGAAAGGUACAUAAAUCCACGGCUGAUGCAGAUCUUCUUCUAAUUCAGGAGAGGCAGGAGCUUGCAGAACGAGUGAUGAUAACUAGGCUUCACUUGUAUGGAAAAUGGAUUAAGAAAUGUGAUCAUGCAAAGAUGUAUGAGAAGAUCUCUAACGAGAACCUGACACUGAUGCGGGAGCGGCUUAUGGAGACGGUAAUCUUUCCAACCGACGACACGAACACGGAGAAGAUUGGUUGAUGCCGAGGCACACGAUUCUUUUGAAAAGCUUAGCUCCAUAGGUAGAGCACUGUGGUUUCUACACCAGUCAGUCAGUUGUAUAUAAUUAAAGUUGUUGUAGAGAGUAUACUUUGGGCAGUGUUUAGGAAGACACUGCAAGCUGUUUCCUACGUCCUUGGCGUAAGCAGUACAAAAUCGCUUAGUGUAUGACACACAAUUUGAGGUGUUACAAUACUGAUGUGCCCUCCCUAGUUUCUACAGUUGAUUUAAGGGAAGCAAAAAUACUUCAAUUUGUAUGAAUAAUGAAGCUUGAAAUUCAGUUUGUCUGAAUUAUUUUGGAA